AUGUCUGACGUUCCUCCUCCUCCAGCUGUCGAAGAAGAAACCUAUGAAAAGCCAUAUGAAAAGCCAUAUGAAAAGCCAUAUGAAACUGCUCCACCACCUCAAAGUUAUGAAAAUUUCAAUAAUAGAGUUGAUGACGAUGAAGAGCUUUCUGAUACCAGACUAUUUGUGAAGCCUUUCCCUCCAGAUGUCACUGAUGCUGAAAUGAAGGAAAUUUUCGAACCUUUCGGUGCUUUGAAGGAAAUAAAGAUUUUAAAUGGGUUCGCUUUUGUUGAGUUUGAAGAAGCUGAGUCUGCUUCCCAAGCUAUUCAAAACGUUGCCGGUAAAAUGUUUGCCGACUACCCAUUGGAAGUUGUAUUUUCCAAGAAGUUAAAGCCAAGAUUCAGAGUCAUUAUCAGAAACUUGCCAGAAGGCUGUGCUUGGCAAGAAUUGAAGGAUUUGGCCAGAGAUAACCAGUUAGAAACUACUUUCUCCAGUGUCAACACCAGAGACUUUGACGGUACUGGUGCUCUUGAAUUCCCAACCGAAGAGAUCCUGCAGGAAGCCAUUGAAAAGUUGAACAACAUCGAAUUCCGUGGUUCAGUUUUGGCUGUUGAAAAAGAUGAAAACCCACCACCAAUCAGAUCCUCUCGUGGUCGUGGUGGUUUUAGAGGCCGUGGCGGUUUCGGUCGCGGUGGCUUUGGUGGCCGUGGUGGUUUCGGCGGUCGCGGUGGUUUCGGCGGCCGUGGAGGCUUCGGUGGUCCAAGAGGUGGCUUUGGUGGCCGUGGCGGUUUCGGCGGUCGCGGUGGCUUUGGCGGUCCAAGAGGUGGCUUUGGCGGUCGCGGUGGCUUCGGUGGUCCAAGAGGCGGUUUCCGUGGUGGCCGUGGUGGCUACGGUGGUCCAAGAGGCGGUUACGGUGACUUUGGUGGUCGUGGCGGUGGUUACGGUGGCCGUGGCGGUUACGGUAACAGAGACUACGCACCAAGAGAAGACUACCAAAGAGGCAGCGGAGAAGGCUACCAAGCGCGUGAAAGAUCUCCAGUUAGAGAUUAG
This is a messenger RNA of Kluyveromyces lactis, 1029 nucleotides long. RefSeq names its product mRNA-binding protein NPL3 (gene NPL3). The transcript has a single exon. The coding region runs from base 1 to 1029 and encodes 342 amino acids. The record is from RefSeq and is a predicted model, not a curated record. Gene Ontology annotation, cellular component: ribonucleoprotein complex; cytoplasm; nucleus. Lineage: Eukaryota; Fungi; Ascomycota; Saccharomycetes; Saccharomycetales; Saccharomycetaceae. Gene Ontology annotation, molecular function: mRNA binding.